CUCCUCCGUCCCUGACAGUCGACAUCCAGCAUCCAUGCGCCAAACGCACUCCUCCCGGACCCGGAGCGCAGAUCCAGACGCAGCGGAUCCACUCACUGAUUCUCCGGCAGGGUCACGGAGCAGAUUUCUCUCAUAAACCAGCGCGUGCGUGUGUUCAUGUGUUUGUCUGCGCUCAGAUCAGCUCGGACACUUUGGCUGGAGCCGCUGAACUGGAGAGAAAUCCGCUUCCAGACCCCGUCCGCGCUGCUCCCCCCGGGAUUCUCCCUCCGGCAGGACGCACGACUCCUUCUUCCCAACAUGCGGAGCUCCGCCGUCUCCUGCCCGCAGGCGCGUCUCUCUCAUGUCGCUGUGAGCGUCUGGUUCAUCGUCACUUUGCGUGUCACCCUCCUGCUGGAAUAAAGAGCUGCUUCUGGGGAGACGCUGCACGUGGAUCAGCUUCUUCCUCUGGAUUGAUUUUUAUUGAUUUGAUUUGUUCCUCAGAAACUCUGGUACUUUAUUUUGUUUUUUCCUGGAGCGAACCCGAGGAUGUUGCUCCGCUGCUGGAUCCCUCCCUGCUCCUCCACCUGUAGGUUUCUCCUCUGCUUCCUGUUGCUGCUGCAAACGCCCCGGUCCUCCUCUCCGCUAAUUACAGGUACCGAGGCCAGCUGUGACAACGAGGGAGAGGUCCUCCACAUCCCCAACAUCACCGACAACCCCUGCAUCACCUGCGAGUGCCUGGAGGGGAAGGCCGACUGCAAGCAGGAGAAAUGUCCGCUGGUGUCUGAAGACUGUGCUCUGGUGGUGAAACAGACUGGAGCGUGCUGCGAGAGGUGUAAAGGCUGCACGUUUGACGGACGAUCCUACAACAGCUCAGUGUCCUGGACCACGUCCACCAAGCCCUGCGUCACCCGAAGAUGUCAGGAAGGUGUCGUCACGGAGGCGGAGGUGCAGUGUGUCGUCCACUGUAAAAACCCAAAGAUCCACCCGAAGAAAUGCUGCCCCACCUGCCCCACUUGUAUCUUCGAGGGUCGUCUGUACAAAGAGAAGGAGGAGUUCAGUCCAGAGGGGAAACCCUGCAUCAGGUGCACGUGCACUGGAGGGCGGACUCUCUGCAUGAGGGAGGUGUGUCCUGUCCUCUCAUGCCCCGCCCACCUCAGCCACACCCCGCCCGGUCACUGCUGUCCCAGAUGUCUCGGCCAGAGGAAGGUGUUCGAUCUGUCUUUAGGAAGUUGUCUGUUCCACAGUGAGGUCUACGAGAACAACACUUCCUUCAUUCACGACAACUGCACCACCUGCACCUGCAAGGAUUCAACGGUGGUGUGCAAGAGGCGGUGCUCGCGUUCGGGCGGUUGCCAGGGCGACCAGUGUUGUGAGGACUGUUUGUCCUACGUGAAGGUGGAGGAGGUGAAGUACUGCAGAGUCCGCAACAAGAUCUACAGGGAAGGAGACAUGUGGUCGUCGGUGAACUGCUCCCUCUGCGCCUGUGUCAAAGGAAGCAUCGAGUGUCGGCCCAAACACUGUGUGCCAAUCACCAGCUGCCCCUCGAAUAAGAUCCUGAACAGAACCGGCUGCUGUCCCGUCUGCACUGAAAAGCCGGGUGUGUGCACGGUGUUUGGGGACCCUCACUACAACACCUUCGACGGGAGGACCUUUAACUUCCAGGGAACGUGUCAGUACGUCCUGACUCGGGACUGCGGCGGCGUCCCCUCCGGGAGCCCGGGAAACAACGUCAACAGCCACGACUCCGGCUUCACGGUGUUGGUGAAGAACGACGCCCGGCGGACGCGCUCCUUCUCCUGGACUCAGUCUGUGGAGGUGCGGCUGGGGGGUCUGGUCCUCAGCCUGCACCAGCACCUGACGGUGCGGAGGAACGGCACCCGCAUCGCUCUGCCCUACCACGGCCCCGGGGUGCACAUCGACCUGGACGGGUACCUGCUGAAGCUCACCACCAUAGCAGGUCUGGAGAUCACAUGGGACGGUGACAGUUUCGUGGAGGUCGUCGCCGCCCCCCACCUGCGCGGACGCCUCUGCGGCCUUUGCGGCAACUACAACGGCCACAAGCGCGACGACACCAUGGGAGGCGACGGCCAGUUCAAGUUUGACGUGGACGAGUUUGCCGAGUCGUGGCGGGUGGAGGGGAACGAGGUUUGCUCCCAGCAGCAUCCGCCUCGCCGGCCGACCUCCUUCCUGUGUCCGGGCAGCGUCAAGGUCAAGUUCCGCGCCCACCGGGAGUGUCAGAAGAUAAAGUCGUGGGAGUUUCAGAAGUGCCACCGUGUGGUCGACUUCGGAACUUUCUACAGGUCGUGUGUGACGGACAUGUGUGAAUGUCCGGUUCAUAAAAACUGUUACUGUGAGUCGUUCAUCGCCUACAGCCGGGCCUGCGAGCGGGAGGGCGCGCCUGUCCUGUGGAGGCCCGACACGGCCUGUAUGGCCACCCAGUGUAAACACGGCGCCGUGUACGACACCUGCGGCCCCGGCUGCACCAAGACCUGCGACAACUGGAACGAGAUCGGGCCGUGCCACAAGCCGUGCGUGGCCGGCUGCCACUGUCCCGCCAACCUGGUGCUGUUCCAGGGACGCUGCAUCAAACCCAUUUCCUGCCCCGGGCGGUGACCCU
Molecule: messenger RNA, 2596 nt
Organism: Hippoglossus stenolepis (Pacific halibut)
Lineage: Eukaryota; Metazoa; Chordata; Actinopteri; Pleuronectiformes; Pleuronectidae
Gene: bmper
Product: BMP binding endothelial regulator
Exons: 16
Coding region: 526-2592 (688 amino acids)
Molecular function (GO): protein binding
Source: RefSeq, a predicted model, not a curated record